This is a messenger RNA of Aphis gossypii (cotton aphid), 832 nucleotides long. Its product is annotated as acyl-coenzyme A thioesterase 13-like. NCBI's taxonomy places the organism in Eukaryota, Metazoa, Arthropoda, Insecta, Hemiptera, Aphididae. The record is from RefSeq and is a predicted model, not a curated record. Gene Ontology annotation, molecular function: fatty acyl-CoA hydrolase activity. The transcript is spliced from 3 exons. The coding region runs from base 136 to 585 and encodes 149 amino acids.
GCAGUGAAAACAGUGAAAACUGAUUAAUCACUAUAGGAAAUCAAACGAAUUAUGAAUUAUUACUUAUAGUUAAGAUUUUCUUAUGGUAUAUAUCUUGUUAAUCCGAUAUAAUUAUUGAAUGCAUACAAUAUUAUAAUGAACAGCAACAAAGUAUUAGAAUCAAUACGAAAAAUUUUGAAUUUUUCAAUCAAACGUGGUGGACUUGAUAGAGUUUUGGAAAAGGUGGAUUUAAUAUCAGCUGGAAAUGGUCAAUUAAUUGCUGAGAUGGUUAUUGAAAAACAACAUACUAAUGCAUUUGGUACCCUUCAUGGAGGUUUUACAGCUUCCGCAUUAGAUAUUUUGUCUAGUAUGGCUCUAUUGACUCAUCCACGAGUUGUUGAAAACAUUGAUUCGGUACCUAACAGAGGUGUUUCAGUUGAUAUUCAUGUUUCGUAUUUAAAUUCAGCAAAAAUUGGUGACCGAAUAGUUAUUGAUUCUGAAACUAUUAAACUUGGAAAAAAUUUAGCAUUUUUAAAAGUAACAUUUUUCAGGAAAGAUGAUAAUGUUAUCUUAGCUCAAGGUACACACACUAAGUUUGUAGGAUGAUUUAAAAUAUUUGGUACAUUAUGUAAAAGGGAUGUGUUUGAAAAAUAAAUUUCAUAGUUAUUAUUUAUUAAUAAUAUUAAAAAAUAUAUUUUAGUUCAUAGUCAUUAAUCAAAAUGGUUUCUUUUUUAUACUUACUGUUAGGUUGUUGUAUUGAUUGUUAUUAAAUAUUAAUAACAUAGUUUUUGCCAUUGAUAUCAUAUAGUUUUGUGUUGAAUCUUUUCAAAAUAUAUAUAUUUUAUUAAGUUUA